GAAUUAAUAAGGACGAAAAUUGUUUGUUUGUGAUGUGAAAAGUGUACAAAAAUGGUCUUCUUUUUUCCCCUCUGUAGUGCGGAUACUCGCAAAUAUAAAAUUUGCCAGUUACCUAUUAUUAAUGACAGAUUGUAUUUCGCGACUUUGAAGAAUGGUUACAAGCCGAAACCAACACGGAACAGCAAGUAUUUUCACAUUGAAGAUGAGAUUGUCUACGAAAACUUUUAUUUCGACUUUGGACCUUAUCACCUCUGUCACCUGUAUCAAUUUUGCAACAAGCUUAAUGAAGAAUUGGAGAAGAAUCCGAAGAAAAAAAUCGUCUUCUACUCUAGCAACAAUGAGACCCUUCGACUUAAUGCUGCUUACCUUAUUGGGAGCUAUCAGAUAAUAUACCUGGAUUCGAGUCCAGCGGCGGUGUACAAGCAAUUAACGGAGGGAUCAGAAUGGUCACUCCUGAACUUCCGCGACGCAUCAGGAGGUCCACCACUCUUCGAUAUCUCCCUCCUUGAUGUGCUUCAUGGUGUGAAGGUGGCUCAUGAUGCUCGGUUCUUCGACUUCGAUAAUUUUGAUGCGGAACAGUAUUUGUUUUAUGAGAAAGUCGAAAACGGCGAUCUUAACUGGAUAAUCCCUGGCAAAAUGUUGGCUUUCUCCGGCCCCCACCAUCGGUCGCGGCUGGACCGCGGCUACCCCCUCCAUAGCCCUGAACACUACCACGAUUACUUCAGAAAACACCAUGUUACCACCAUAGUACGGCUCAACAAGAAGUCCUAUGACGCCCGCCAGUUCACCGCCCACGGGUUCGAACACAGGGAGCUGUUCUUCGUCGAUGGUUCCGUACCUUCAGACCUUAUCGUGAAUCGGUUUAUAAGGAUCACUGAAGCCGCGAAAGGAGCCGUUGCAGUGCAUUGUAAAGCGGGUCUAGGUCGCACAGGUACCCUAAUAGCAUGUUACCUGAUGAAGCACCAUGCGUUCACUGCCCGGGAGUCGAUCGCGUGGCUACGCAUCUGUCGCCCCGGCUCCGUCAUUGGACAUCAACAGUGGUUCUUAGAAAAUGUUCAGCCUCGGAUGCACGCUGAGGGAGAGGCGUACCGGCGUCGUCACAACAUCACCUCGCUACCUGUCUUCGAGAGAGGUAUCUACAGUGAGAUACCAGAGGUCGAGGAUAAGGUCCAACCAGCUGUGGACAACAAACCCGUGUCUUUGCAAACUAUACUGCAUACUAGCAAGAUCACAAACAAUAAGUUGGACAACGCCAACGCUCUGAACGCGAACGAGCCUGACUCAGAGAACAACGUGACAACAGUCAUCGGCAAGUACAAGACCACCCCCACCCCCAUGCUCCCCACGAAGACAGUGUUCGCGCCCAAAAUGAACUACAUGAUGCCCACCAACAACAUACGGAACGCCAACAACACCAACUUGAAGCAGCCGCCUCGAGUCAUCAACUCCACUCUAAAAUCUCAUUACGCAUCAAAAACUUCGACAUUUCCCCCAACUAGAAGUGCCAAUUCUCAAGCCAACAAACUGACGGGUGCCGUCAAACCCUUCACCGGUAAGAGCAGCUUCCACGGCCAGCGAGCCAACCUCGCGCGCCCCGCUCUAGGGUACACUCACGGUGCAAGCCCCCUCAAAACCUUCACAAGAAAAACAGUCAGCGUCAACAAAAUCCCCAACAACGACAGCGCAGUCGUCACAACACUCAACAACGUAACUUCAACCUUAUCUGCACUUACAGAAAACUGCCACUUGAAUGGCAAAAAUCGUCUCCCAUCUGAGCCAAAUCUCAAAUCUGUAGUGCAGACUAAACCUGCUAAUUCAAAUCUAAACGCGCGCAAGAAACUUAUAGUCAGGUCUAACUCUAGCUCUCGCAAAAAGCUCCCUAAGAGUAAUUUGCCUAAAACCGGUCUCGAAUCUUCACAAGAUCUGUCUUCCAGUGAUACGAAUGUGACAAAUAUAUCCGCGGAUUCCCUCGAGACUCCGUUUAGAUUCAGACGGAAACGAGACAAGUCCAGUAGCCCGGAGCCAAUGGACUGCAUCUCUAACUCUGUGAUUACCGCGGACGUCACCCCGGACAACUACGAGGAGACAAACAACUCCCAGGGAAAUAAGUUGUAUAAAAUCAAGGCGUUGCGAAAGAAAUGUCCUGCGUUCGGAGUCAGUUUGCUGAAGAAGGACGGCGUCCAAACCCGGUCGAGUAGUUGUGCCAGCAGCUCGACCGUCAAGAAGAAAUGAUCUCUGUGAAUAACCCCGACAACUAGCGUGUAGUGUUCGUGUUAGAUGUAUAGAGUUUUGACGAUGUGCAUAGCACUCGAUGAUGUUGUAACGUAUGUAAUUUUUACGUUUGAUGAAUUUGUUUAGAUGCUUCCUAACAAUUUUUUAACGAUCGACUGAACUUUUUUAUUAAACUCAUAUCAAAUUAAAAAUAAUCCGCUGUAAAAGACACGCGAUUCUAAACAAAUUUAUCAAUGUUUUUGAUGUGUAGUUGUUAACGCUACUUGACCCCGCGGGAGCGAGCCUACUGUAAUCUCAUUAGAACUACUGACUGUAUUGGUAGCGAGUGGCUGAUAAAUAUACAUAUUUAUAUGUUUGUUGAUAUACUUACGUUAUAUUUUUGUUUAAGGCAUUUUGCGCUGUGGCGUAAUGCUUGUACAGCGCAUCGCGAAAUAGUGUUCACUGAAAGAUUUACACAUAAAUAUAUGGAAGAUAAAUGCAUAUUAUAUUACAAUAGAUUUUACUAUAAUAGAAUACAUAUAUCAAUAGUUAACUUUGAACAUGUGCCUGAGUUAUGCGUCGCAAUCACUUGAGAUCAGAGCUAUAGAAGAAACCAGUUAGAUUGGCAUAGUGUGGAAUAAAGAAAUAUUUUUCUAGUUUAAAUUGAUAAGUGAUUACAUGAAUGCCAUUUUCUUUAGCUUUUAUUAAGCCCUGUUGUCUAGGUAUUAUCGAUAAGUUGAAAUGUGUUACAUUUGUUUUUAUAUUAAAUAUGAUCAUUUUCUUUAUAUAUUAUAUACAAAUCAUUAUUUUAGUUACAUUGUAAGCGAUACUUUAAUUAGUUAGCGUUAUUUCGUGAAUGCUUGAUGUACACUGAGACUUUUGUGCAAUAAGAAGUGCUUAUUUAAUUAUAAUCUAUAAUAAAAUAGUGGAAUAAUGACCUGAUAAUGCCUUGGAUAUAUUUACUACAAAUACCGCGAAGUUCUACCUAUACAAUUGAUAGAAUUUUAUUAAAAAAAAAAACAUAAUUAUAAUAUACAAUAUAUAUAAUUUUAUACAGCGUAGUUAUCUUAGUGUGCAUUAAGCGAAGUAUAUGAGGGUUGUCACAAAUGUCGAGUGAGGGUAGCUUCGUAACAUUAACGACAUUGUUAACGUUAAUUCUAGACGUUUAAAGUGUUUUUACGUUUUAGGUGAAACUAACUAUUAUAUUAUAGCAAUCGUUUAGUCACAAAUAAUACGGUAACGGUGGAAGUAUAACUAUUAUAGAGAACUAGGUUUUAGGUACUCUUGGCAUGAACAUAAGCCGUCGUAAAGUCGUGAUUUGUGUUCAUACAGACAGCAUUUGUUCAAUUUAUCUAAUAAUAAAUUGUUUAUUUACAAUAAUAUCUGGUGGUAACCUAUAUAUACUUAUUAUAAAGCUGAAG
Messenger RNA from Spodoptera exigua (beet armyworm), 3632 nucleotides. The record is from the annotation of a GenBank genome assembly. NCBI's taxonomy places the organism in Eukaryota, Metazoa, Arthropoda, Insecta, Lepidoptera, Noctuidae.